AUUGAUCUAUUAAUAGCUGGGAAAAACACACUCCCACAAAAUACCAUGACAUUUAUAAAAGCCUUGGAAGAUUAACUAAAUAUAUUUAUUUCGAAUUUUCUACAGAGAUCCUUAAUUGUAUCCUGAGCAAUUAGUAAGUUGCAAGUACUCAGAAAGCGACAAAUUAUCUCCCUUCGCAGGUGGAAGUGACAUAUCCUCUUAGUGAGCGCUUUGUCGACGUUACGAGCGUGUAGCUACCCUCAAAGAUGACAGAAAUCAAGAGACUUCCCGCACUUACACUUAUUUUACUGGUUUUGAUUUAUGGCCAAGAAAUCGAAGGAAGGAAAGUCCUGUUGCAGGACAUCAACGUGAUCACUCUAAAUCGUGGACAGAUGACGACCGCGAGGAGGUCUUCCCCAGUCGCUCAGUUGAAAUGCACUGGCGGAUCAGCAGGAUGUCGGUCCGUCAUUCCACAGACCGUCCAGUGUUACAACAGAGGUUGGGACGGCUACGAUAUCCAGUGGGAAUGUAAAACGGACAUGGACAAAAGGUAUCGCUUCGGACAGAUCGUUGUCUCGUGCGAAGGUUACGAGUAUGCUGACGACCCUUACAUCCUGGCUGGCUCUUGCGGUCUGGAAUACGACAUUGACUACGUAAACCAGAAAGGCUCAGGCAGUUACUUCAACCAUUACUCGUCGAAACACGAAUCGGGUUUUGGGUUCGGCUCAAUUUUCACUUUCCUGUUUGUUAUUAUGAUUAUCUUCUUCGUGUAUCGUACUUGUUUUGCAACACCUACCAAUCCAUCAUCGUUUCCCGGAGGCGCACAAAGCGGGUCAACUCCAAGUGCCCCUCCACCGCCAUACGGUUUCAGAUCCGAUUACUGCUCAGGCCAGGAUGCUCCACCUCCGUACAGCUCCACAUCUCACAGUAAUACCGGACAACAGCCUGGAUUUUUCAGUGGUCUAGCUUCUGGUGCAUUUCUCGGCUACCUUUUUGGAAACAGAGGUGGUUACCGCUCGAACUCUUAUUACAAUGAUGGGUAUCAAAGAGACUGGUUUGGGUCACCAACAGGUUAUCAUUCUGGCCCCUCAAGUAGCUUCAGCAGCUCCGAAACUCGAACAGCCUCUGGAUUUGGUGGAACUAAACGCCGUUAAAGAUCUAUCUUAAACUGUGAAAAAUUUAAAAUUUAUUCUUGUUUUUUUGCCUUAAUUGUAUACCAAUUAGGGCUGACAAUCUUGUUUUACCAUUAUAUUUGAGAAUAUUCCAUCAGAUUGUUUAUAUAGAUGUGACAUUUUGCUUUAUUGUCCCUAAUUUCACAGUACCCCCACCUCCCCAGUCUAUGAUCAAUACCAUAAGCAAAACUUGUCUUUUUCCUUGUUUUUCUAAAAAAAGAAAUUUUGAAUAUUAUAUUUUUUUCUAAAUUCUUUUGUCAUUCUUGUUUUUUUUUUUCUUUCUUUAAUCCAACCCGAACAAAAGAAGUGUUGUGCGAUCUUGACAUUUUGGAUUUAAAAAUAACUCUCCUCAAGUUUUCUCUUUUCUGCCAUUAAGCUUAAUCAUUUGUAAACAAUUUGAAACAUCAGAAGGUGGAAAAAAGCAUUUAAAUCUUCCAUUUUUUUUUAAUGAACAAUUCUAAAACAAUGUAAUAUAAUUAAUUAGCAAGUGUUGAACAAAGUCGUUAAUUUUUUAAUACUAAUUUUUGCUUUGUUCGGAUACUUAAUCCCAUUUGUAGUGGUCUAAGAAUUUAAGUCGUCGAUUUAUUCACACAAAAGUGAAUUAAAAAAUGUGUAUAUAGUUGUUUUUAAGAUUCUAAAUGUCAAGAUCACUUUUAUGAAGUGGUUCUUAUGAUCUAUUUAACUUUCAUUAUUUGUAUACUUUAUUUUUCUGUAUUUUUAGAUCGCCCCCUCCCCAAACGUACCAUAUUUAUUUGUAUAUAAGUAACACUAUUUUGAUUUUCAACUGAAAAACAAGAAUUAGGUUAUGACUUAUAAGUGAGUAAAUAUGGUAAUUAACAAAACCUCUUAAACGAAAUACUGACGUGUC
Octopus sinensis (East Asian common octopus) is the source of this 2019-nucleotide messenger RNA. RefSeq names its product store-operated calcium entry-associated regulatory factor. Lineage: Eukaryota; Metazoa; Mollusca; Cephalopoda; Octopoda; Octopodidae. Gene Ontology annotation, biological process: regulation of store-operated calcium entry. The record is from RefSeq and is a predicted model, not a curated record. The coding region runs from base 246 to 1133 and encodes 295 amino acids. Gene Ontology annotation, cellular component: endoplasmic reticulum membrane. The transcript has a single exon.